UCAGUUAUUUAGUUUGGAUCGUUUGGAUCGUUCUCAUUGUCAUUUGGAUCAGUUCUCUCGCGAUGGUUCGCGUCUACAUAUUCAUCGAAAUCUGCUUUACACUGAUCCUAUUCAAGAACGUCGACUCUGUAUUACCACCAUAUAUAAAAGCGUGUAAAAGACAUGAUCCUAAAAUAAACGAAUGUAUCAUGAAUUCGAUCGAGGAACUUCGAGGGAAAUUGGCAGAAGGUAUUCCUGAACUCGAUGCACCGGCUAUCGAACCACUCAAAUUAAAUCAAAUUCGUUUAUUGAGAGGACCUACCGGGGCUAGGCUCGAUAUCAAUCUUACCGACAUUGAGGUAAACGGACCGUCGACCUUUAAAGUACGUGACCUCAAAGCAAACACCGAUGACGUGGUCUUCACUUUUAAGGUCAGCUUUGGAAAGCUUAAUUUUCAAGGAAAAUAUCAGAUAGAUGCUAGAUUGCUUUUACUCAAGCUUGCUGGACAGGGUGAACUCGUUGGUAACUUCACUGGAUAUGAUUCCGACGUUGUCUUGAAAGCACAAAAAAUUUAUAGAGACAAUAACGUUUAUUUACAUUUUGAAAGAAUGAAACUAAAUAUACGAAUUGGUUCUGCUAAUGUUUAUCUAAGCAAUUUAUUUGGUGGCGAUCCAGUUCUAGGACCAGCCAGUAACGAGAUCAUAAAUGCUAAUAGCGCAUUAUUGUUAGAAGAGAUUAGACCAGUGAUGGAAUCAUCGUUAGCUGAUCUUUUUACCAAUGUUUCCAAUAAAAUCGUCAAAUCCUUUACGUACGACGAACUGUUCCCAGAAAAUUGAACGAAUUCUAGACAAAUUAGAAUCUGUUACGUCAAAUUCAUCUAAUUAACGACAGCACACUUCAGGUUUUUCAAAGAUUGUGCCGAUACUUUCAUAAACAGCAUAAUAAUACUCGAAAGAGGAUAAAACAAUAAACAAAAAAAAAAAGAAAAAA
This is a messenger RNA of Vespula vulgaris, 969 nucleotides long. RefSeq names its product putative beta-carotene-binding protein. The record is from RefSeq and is a predicted model, not a curated record. Bases 63 to 815 code for a protein of 250 amino acids. The transcript is spliced from 6 exons. Lineage: Eukaryota; Metazoa; Arthropoda; Insecta; Hymenoptera; Vespidae.